CUCAGCGGGCCGGCGCAAGAGCAGCAACCCUGAGCCAAUUAGCGGUGGCCGGGCUCGUGCUGUACUGUCGUUGCUCGCUUCCGGGUGGUCUUUCAUGUCUUCUACUGGCACGGGAGGUCUCUAGCCUGGUACUAUGGAGGAAGAGAAAGGCGACAACUUCAACAGUGUGAGCACCGACCGCUUGAAACAGCAGUUGCUGGAAGAAAUCCGCAAGAAGGAUGCAGUACAACUCUCAGUGUUUGAACUAAGACACAAGACAGCAGAACUGGAAGCCAAACUCAAUACUGACAAUGAAGGUAGUGAAUGGAAAACCCGUUAUGAGACACAACUUGAAUUAAAUGAUCAACUAGAAAAGCAAAUUGUUUCUCUCAAGGAGAAAAUAGAAAAAAUCCAUGGAAACUCUUCAGAUAGACUAUCUUCUAUUCGUGUCUAUGAACAAAUGCCAGUGGAAUCCUUAAACACAUUACUUAAACAGCUAGAAAAAGAGAAGAGGACUCUUGAAAGUCAAGUGAAAUACUAUGCAUUUAAACUUGAACAAGAAUCAAAGGCUUACCACAGGAUCGACAAUAAAUGCCGUACAUACCUAGCUGAAGUGUCUCAGGGUUCUAGUUUACAUCAAGUUUCUAAAAGGCAACAGAUGGAUCAACUGCCUAGGAUGCAAGAGAAUUCAGUGAAAACGGGAAGAUAUAAUCCAGCUAAUCAGAAGAUAGUGAGUGCCAAGAGAGGACCAGUAAAAAAGAUUACAAGAUCAAACCAUCUUCCAGAACUCUAUCCGUGAUUCCAGAACUGGGUGGAUUUCUAUUUCUUCCUUUUUUUCCCCCCCAUCUAUAAUAUUCAACGUGUGAAGUUAAUAGUCAGCACAUUUCUUCAGGGAAUAAAAUAGAUAAGAAAGAACAGCCAAAAUUUUCUUUAGCUCCUCUUCCAGAAAUGUGUUUCUUUGUCUGCAUAAAAGUAAUUUUCUCCAGUGACCCUAAACUAUGUAAUAGAAGUGCUUGUGAGUUUUAAAAUAUCCUAGGAAAUCUGCAGGCUGGUAUAAUUACAGCUACUUUUAGUAAUAGACCCAUGAUCAACUCUGAUAGUAACAUUGGUAUCCUAUUUGGUUUCGGUUGGCUGUUAGCUAAAAGUGUGUAUUCAUAAAACCUUUUUGCCAUUUUGGGCUGCAUCUUGCUCAGUUUUUUAAAUCACAGGUUUAAACAAAGCCGA
Molecule: messenger RNA, 1203 nt
Organism: Callithrix jacchus (white-tufted-ear marmoset)
Lineage: Eukaryota; Metazoa; Chordata; Mammalia; Primates; Cebidae
Gene: CCDC169
Product: coiled-coil domain containing 169
Source: RefSeq, a predicted model, not a curated record